Capsicum annuum is the source of this 994-nucleotide messenger RNA. Its product is annotated as CBL-interacting protein kinase 5-like. The coding region runs from base 1 to 945 and encodes 314 amino acids. Gene Ontology annotation, biological process: signal transduction. The transcript has 4 exons. The record is from RefSeq and is a predicted model, not a curated record. Lineage: Eukaryota; Viridiplantae; Streptophyta; Magnoliopsida; Solanales; Solanaceae.
AUGGUCGGAAAAAUCUUUGAAGUCAAUCGAAUCAGCUUUUCUGAUGAGGAAUUGCCUGUUGAAGUGCCAGUGAAUCGUAUCUUUGAAUGGCAAGCUAUACCGGGACCACAAUUAUCUUUUGCUUCUAUCAUGAUGGUUCAAAUUCUAGCCCGAAAAUAUGGGGUAUUACAGUACGAUGGUGAAAAGGAGGAUAUUUUGUCAUGUGGGUUCAUUUUGGUUGUCUUGUUAGCUGCUUAUCUUCAAUUCCAUGAUGCAAAUUUAAUUGUAAUGUACAAGAAAAUUACUAAAGGGGAUUUCAAAUGUCCUGAAUAUUUCCCUUCUGUAGCGACAAAACUUCUUUCAAGAAUUCUUGAUCCAAAUCCAUUUUCAAGAAUCACAUUAGCUAAACCAAUGAACAAUAAUUGGUUCAAGAAAGGAUUCAAACAAAUUGAUAAACCACCAAUUUUGGAGCAAGAACAGGACAAAUCGCCUUGUAGUGUUUUCAAUAUUGUGGAUGAUUCAGAUGUAGAAAGCUCUUCAGGACACAAAGAGCAAAGUUCAUCAACAAUGAAGCCUACUUGUUUGAAUGCUUUUGAUAUCAUUUCUCUUUCUCCUGCUUUUGAUCUCUGUAGCUUGUUCGAGAAAGAUAAGAGCUGUAGAUCGGAUGCUAGAUUCACGACACAAAAUUCAGCAUCCACUAUCGUCUCGAGGCUACAGGAAGUAGCUUCGAUGAGAAGUUUUAAGGUGAAGAAGAAAAACAGGACGGUGAAAAUGCAAAGAAGCAAGGAAGGGAGAAAAGGGAAACUAGCAAUUGAUGCAGAGAUAUUUGAGAUUACGCUAGCUUUCCAUGUUGUAGAAGUGAAAAAGAAAUCAGGACGUACUGCAGAAUACAGGAAGUUUUGUGAUCAAGGCUUAAAGCCUUCAUUAAAUGAUAGAGUUUGGACAUGGAAGGGCAAUGAGCAAUAACAUGUGGAAAAUCAAAACUUAGAGGCAAGAAUGUGAAAACAAAAAGAGC